Molecule: messenger RNA, 566 nt
Organism: Drosophila kikkawai
Lineage: Eukaryota; Metazoa; Arthropoda; Insecta; Diptera; Drosophilidae
Product: basic helix-loop-helix transcription factor scleraxis
Biological process (GO): regulation of transcription by RNA polymerase II; developmental process
Molecular function (GO): DNA-binding transcription factor activity, RNA polymerase II-specific; RNA polymerase II transcription regulatory region sequence-specific DNA binding; protein dimerization activity
Source: RefSeq, a predicted model, not a curated record
AUGGCAGCCUCCUCCAACUAUAUCCUGGCAACCUAUGCCCACGACAGCAACAGCAGCGGCGGCGGCAGUGCCAGCGGCGGUAGUGGAGGAGCGGCAGCCGACUCCGAGGACUCGCAGGUGGGCGGUCAGACUGCUCAAGGUAGUUCCUCGGGCAAGAGGAGGCGACCGCCGAGGCAGAAAAUCAAUGCCAGGGAACGUUACAGGACCUUCAAUGUAAAUGCCGCCUAUGAAGCUCUACGCAACUUGAUUCCCACGGAACCCAUAAACCGCAAGCUAUCCAAAAUUGAGAUUAUACGCCUGGCUGGCAGCUAUAUCACCCACCUCAACAGCACCCUGCAAACAGGAACCGAUGGCCAGCCUUGUUUGCUGCACAAAUACGAAAGUGAAGGUCCUGCCAGGCGCAUUAGCAUCUGUACCUUUUGCCUGAAAACCAAGUGAAAUUUCUCUCUAUAUUCUAAGAUUUUUUUUCUUAUAAUUUAAUUAGAUUUAUGUCGUAUUUAUUGCAUUUUUAGAAAGUAUUUUUUGAAUCAAGCGCCCACCGACAGCGCCAUCUUCAGUUGAAGUUG